AUGGAAACAUCAGUUUAUUCUCAUGCCCUUAAAUUAUGGGAAAAUGCUGAUUUAACUUCGUUACAGAAGAAUUUAGAUUCUGACGUGUUGGAUAUCAAAGAAACAGAGAGUGUUUUCCUUGAUUCUAGAAAAAGUUUGGCUACAGAAACUAAAAAAUUCAAAAAGCUAGAAAAUGAUGAGAAAUUGUCACAAAUGAAUAAAUUGAUUAAGCAGUAUCAACAAGAAAUUGAUAGUUUAACCAAACGUUCUAAAAGAUCUGAGUCAAUCUUGUUCAAUGUGUAUGCUAGAUUGUCAGAAACCCCAGAUCCAAAACCUUUAUUGCAAAAUUCCAUUGAGAAAUUUUCUAAUGUAGAAGAUUCGAAAGAAUUGAAAGAACAAGUGGAAUCUUUACAAGAUAAAUUGGCAAAAUAUGCUGAUUAUGAGAGUAUUAAAUCGAGGUUACUUGACUUGGAGCAAAGCUCGGCUGUGGUGCUAACAAAGAGAUUAACUGCUCAGGAGAAAGAACUAACAUCAGUUUGGGAAGCUAAGAAGAAAAAUUGGGAAGAAAAGGAAUCUGAAUAUACAAAGCAACUUCAAACUCUGAAACAAAAUAACAAAGUUCUUGAAUUAAAAGUUUCUAAACAAGUUGAUAUUGAUGGUGCUGAUGAUAAUGAAGAGGCAGAUGGUGAGGAAAAUAAUAAAUUUGUAAACAUAACUGAAAAUAAUUUCUUAGUUGAAGAAUUAAACUCUGCACAAUCAAGGAUCUUUCAAUUGGAGAAACGAAAUGAAGAGCUAACAGCCUCCCUUGCUGAAGUUACAAAUGAAGCUAAAAAGGAAUCAGAUCUAAUAGAAAAACAAAGAAAAAUUUCACAAUUGGAAAGUGAGAAUGCGUUAUUGUCAGCUUCAUUUGAACGUGAACGUAUUGCUCAAGAAAAAAUUAAAACGACAUUAUCCGAUCAACUAUCUACAUCUAAAGUUGAAUUGGCUUCAUAUAAAACUGAAUUAGAGAAUGUUAGAAGGAAGCUGAAUAAUUAUUCCGAUUAUGCUAAACUUAAGGAUGAACUUACUGCCCUAAAGAAGAUCGAAUUUGGUGUAGAUGAUGUUAAUUCAGAUGAAGAUGAUAUGGAUAGUAAUUCUAGUGUUGAUAAUAAAAUGGAGACUACUUUGAUAACAGCUAAUAAGAAACUUCAAUCUAAUUUAGCAAUUUUACGUUCUAAAGAUACUGAACAAAAAGAAGAAAUAGCUAGAUUACAAAAGGAGUUACAAAGCUUAACCUUGAAGGUUGAGGAACUAGAUAAAACGAACCAAAAACUAGAAAGAGAUCUUGAGGCAGUUGAGGAUAUUGAUCAGAAAUUUAAUGAUACAGCAAGUAUGAUGUCUGGUGUAACAAGACAGAUGAAUAAUAGGGGCGGGGCUACCGGUAGGUUAUCUCCAACAAGUUCAAUAAUCGGCAUACCAGAAGAAUCUGAAUUACCAUCUUCAUUAAUGACCAAUAGUUCAAGUAUUCUACCGAUCGUCACUAAACAAAGGGAUAGAUUCCGUAUAAAGAACAUAGAGUUAGAAAAGCAAAUCAGACAAGUAAAUAAUGAGAAAGGAAAAUUACAAUCUGAUAUUAAUAAGUUACAUGGUGAUUAUCAAAAAUUAACUGAACGUCUACGCCAUAUAUCAAGUUUGGAUAGCAGUUCAAGUAAGAUUAAUUCUUUAUCAGAGUUUGAUGCCGAGGCUCAGUUUUCAAGGUCAUACGACAAAUCAUACAACCCACUAAUAGAUUAUAAAAAGAAAGAUUCUGGAUACUAUAAGAUCAAUAGACUGCCGUUCACAGAAAGAAUUUUUAUGAAAUUUGCAGAAGUUGUAGGAUCAUCAAAAGCUUCUAGAAUGGUAUUUGUUUUCUAUUCACUAGGUGUACAUGGUAUAUUGCUAUUAUUGCUUAUAGCCAUCGGCAACAGUGGCGGUUAUUCAAAUACAUCAAGUGCAUCUAUAGCACAUAGUGAAGCAUUAGCUGCAACUUCUCAACUAGGAGCUAUUGCAGAAAAAUUAAAUGAUGUUUCAUCAUCUGGAGUAAAGGUAGGUAACAAUUAG
Molecule: messenger RNA, 2058 nt
Organism: Tetrapisispora phaffii CBS 4417
Lineage: Eukaryota; Fungi; Ascomycota; Saccharomycetes; Saccharomycetales; Saccharomycetaceae
Gene: COY1
Product: CCAAT displacement transcription factor COY1
Exons: 1
Coding region: 1-2058 (685 amino acids)
Biological process (GO): intra-Golgi vesicle-mediated transport
Cellular component (GO): Golgi membrane
Source: RefSeq, a predicted model, not a curated record